AAUAAAAAUGCCAACAGUUAAAAAGGUGAAGAAGAAGAGUGAUAAGAUAAGGGAGCGUGUCUCGCUCCGUUCUCAUGGCUUUGCAGAGCUAAUCGAUGGGGUUUUGGAGAUCAAACCUAAGUCCAACCAUGUCUUUUCAAGAGAAGGCCUUGAUCAAGUCCAUCUGAGAGGAGGAUUUACCACUUGUUUCUGGCUGUGGCUUGAUAAGCCAGCUGGAAAGGACUCUUCCAUCUUGUAUCAGUGGAGGAAUGCGUCUGAAUAUGAUUUUAGGGUAGGCCUGAAGGAGAACGCUAUCUGUCUUGAGGUCAGGAACCAAGCUGACGAAAUAGAAAGAAUCAUUUCAGAGAAAUAAGAUCAACCCUCGCAAGUGGUAUAGUGUCAUCAUAAGAUUUGAGUUCGAGAAUGAGGAUUUCAAUAAAAGAACUUCAGGUGAUGACAUCUGUGAUGCGUCCUUGUUCAUUAAUGGAAAUAUGGAUAGUUCUGGAAGUAUCUCUAACUACAAUCCCUUCGAUUACGUGAGUGUCUCAGUGGGAAGAUUCAGGAAAAUUAAAUCCUUUAAAGGAGCUAUUGCAGAACUCUUUGUGUUCUUCUACCCACUAGACACAGCAGGAAUAGAGGAGCAUUUCGAGGAUGGUCUUAACGAACUUAAAAAUGGAGAUGGACAGUUCUUGCAGAAGAUCUUUGACAAGGAUCAAGCAGACUUUAAUAGACAGGCUUUUGCAACUGAAAAGCAUAUCCCAGACGAGGUCCUUAAAAAUGUUGACGUUAGCCCAGAUUUCUUCCAAACUGUAAAGGAAGAGCCAAAUAAUGAAGACCUUAAUGAUAGAGAUCAGAAUAAUAUGGAAGAAAUUGAAGCAGAGGAGAGAGCUGCAGAUGAAGAAUCAGUAAAGCAGAACUUGAACAUGUUCAUUAUUGACAACCCAGGACUCUCUAACCAAAUCGAACAGUUGGCUAAUAACUACGACUGGCUUUUAACAGUUACUAGUAUCUUGUCAACUGGUGAUAUUACGAAAGAUGGAGCUAUUGAAAUUCCCAGGUUUAUGAAAAUUCUGAAAUUCUCAAAGAUUAAGUUGCCAAAGUCUGCUAUUGUUGAUAUGGUAGACAUUACAAAGACAGGAACUGAAAUCUUGGAUGAACAAGACGAUCAGAUAAAGCAUAGAGGAGUGCUAUACUAUAAUUUUCUAAAAAUCAUCAAAGAGGUAAUAUUGGCAGACAUGAUCUCUAACCUUGAAGAUGAAGAUAUUGAAAGAGUCUCGAUAGGGACAUAUGAAGAUAGUGAUGACAACAUUGCCGAUCCUGAACCUGAAGAAGAGGAAGUGGAGGAAGAAAAAACUGAGUUACCUCCAGCAGCAAACCAGAGAAAAGACAGCUUCCAUUCCUCACCUGAAAAAUUCCAAAAAUUUAAAAAGGAAGAUGAUGAAGAGGGUGAAAGCCAAGGAAGCGAACAAAAUGAAGAUGCCGACAAGACACUCCCUCCUGUAUUGCCUGAUGAAGGAGAGGGAGAUGUCCCCAAAGUUGAAAAGGAUAAUCAUACCCAGCAAGAUCAAGUAGAGGUAAAUGAAGAAGGACUUAUUAAAAACGAAGAACAAGAUCAGCAACUAAGAACACCUGAGCCUGAAUCAGAGCCAGAGGUUGAGGAAGAGGAGCAAGAAAUCCUUAUUGAAAGCUCAAGUCUUCCAGAUAUGGAUCAUGAGUGGAAUACAGGAAACUUUGAUAUCAACAUUAUUCGCUGUAGUGACUGCCACCUUCACUAUGAUUACUGUAGACAUUCUGAAGAUGAAUAUGUAAAUGCAUUCAAUGAUCUUGGAAAUGAAAUAUCAGAUAAAUUUAGCGGUGUUAGCAUUAUUGGAAAUCACGAACGUCCAGGAUACCUUGGAUGCUUCGAUGUAUAUGUCAGAGGAGUUGGCCCAAUGAAUAAAAGAGAUGGCCAAGGAAGAUACUUUCUGUUCAGCAAGAAACUGGCAGGAAAAUUCCCAAAAGCUCAAGAAAUAAUUGAUACAAUUACAAUUCUGUGCUUACUCUAUGGAAAUUCUGAAAAAUUAGGUCAAGCUCAGAAAGAAUUCAAAGAAAACUACAGGUAUUUGAUUCCAAAAGCAGAUAAAGGAAAGCAUGAGUAUCCUGGAGAUAUGCCUGAAAAUUUAAAGAAGCAGCCUGCCCUCAAGCAGAAAAUUAAGCCACAGUCAGAUAGAAUCAUGAGAUGCAAGAAUUGGGGAUGUGGUCAAGAAUACCAAGAAGAUAAAAAUGAUAAGCAUUCAUGCCGUCAUCAUCCUGGAAAAUAUCAGUUUGGAUCAAGACAUGGCCUUUGGCCUGAGAGUUGGACUUGUUGCAGAGCAGAAUGGGAUUCUCUUGGCUGCAGAAAAGGAUUUCAUAAAGGAGUACCAGCUACUGAAUUUGUUAGGCUAUGUAUUAACCAUGGAGAGCCAAAUCCAGACUCUUUCUAUCCAGAUAGUUUCUGUGGAAAACCAUUUCAAGAGCCAGAGAACAAACCUGAGUGGCAAGUAACUGCUGAAGAUAAAGAAGCUCUUCUGUGAUGCCAUAUUCAUCCAGGGUAUUUCAAAAUUGAUAGAAGGGCUGGAACAGAAGAAUGGACUUGCUGAGGAGAAGGAGAUGAAGCUCCACCUUGUGCAACUAUGGAGCAUAAAUUUGCAGAGUUUCCAGAUGAAGAAUCAAAGAAAUAUUUCUACAACAAGCCAUUGGUUAAGAUAGGUAAUUACGCUAGUGAGAACUCAACAGCUAGUGAAUUUGAGAUGUACGGAAGAUUCUGAGGAUAUUUCCUCGAGAGCAAACCUUAUGUUGAAAAGAAUCCUCCAAAGAAGAAUGCUCUAUCAAGAGAUGAGCAGAAAGAGCUAGAUCAGAUGGAUAAAGCUUGUUUGAAUUGGGGAUGAGGAGCUAUCUUUAAAGAAGAGGACAACAAUAGGAGAGCUUGUAGAUGCCACCCAGGAAGAUGGGACUUUGGAAACUCAGUUAAAAGUUGUCAAAAUACUUCAACAGGAGAGCUUAUGUGGGAACCUCAUUGGACAUGCUGUCGUCAAGAAUGGGAUGCACCAGGGUGCAGAAAGAAGCCUCAUAGAGGAGUCUUUCUUGAGACUUAUGAAGAAAUUAAGAGAGAGUUCCAAUGGCCAGAUCCUAGAGCUCAAGUAUAUUUCAGAAAGAAGAUAUCAUCUCUCUGGAGAAAGAAAAUGAUGAGUGAGUGUGAUUAUGAUGAUGAGACACUUAUGAAUAAAUAUGAAAGAAUAGAAAAGAUGAAUAGAGGCCAAUUAUCUAUUAGAGAUUUGGAAGAACUAUGUGACAAGCUUAGGCUUAACCUUUUGAUUAACUCAGAUGAUAUGUCCUUCCAUUUCAAGUUCCAGGAAGUAGUCAAUGGAGAAGCUCAACCUUAUCUUGAUGACGGUACUGGGUACAUUGAUAAAGAGAAAUUCGUGAAAUGGUGGUUUAUGACAACAGAGGAGCUUUUGCAUAAGGAUGAUCCACCGGAGGAAGCAGAAGGAGAAGCAAAGGCGGCAUAAUAUUAAAAUUUAGUUGUUGUCAAGAACA
Molecule: messenger RNA, 3534 nt
Organism: Moneuplotes crassus
Lineage: Eukaryota; Ciliophora; Spirotrichea; Euplotida; Euplotidae
Source: the annotation of a GenBank genome assembly